This is a messenger RNA of Panicum virgatum (switchgrass), 683 nucleotides long. RefSeq lists its product as uncharacterized. Gene Ontology annotation, biological process: mitochondrial respiratory chain complex IV assembly. Gene Ontology annotation, cellular component: mitochondrion. The transcript is spliced from 2 exons. Bases 150 to 380 code for a protein of 76 amino acids. The record is from RefSeq and is a predicted model, not a curated record. NCBI's taxonomy places the organism in Eukaryota, Viridiplantae, Streptophyta, Magnoliopsida, Poales, Poaceae.
CCGGGUCGGUUCGGUUCCGCCGGCCGCCGCCGUCGAGGGGGAGAGACCGAGAUUUGAGCUCAGAGUGAGGCCGAGGGGGGCGGCGGGGAGAGGACUAGGAGUGAGGAGGAGGAAGGCGGGGGUCGCCGUCGCCGGCGCCGGCGCGGAGCAUGUCGUCGCUGGGGACGUCCAAGGGGGUCCUGGAGAUCGCUAAGUUCGGCGUCUACGUCGCCGUGCCCGUCGCGCUCACCUACCUCGUCGCCACCGACUCCAAGACGCUCAAGAAGCUCAUGGGCCUCCGUCCGUAUGUGGUUUAUCCACCUGAAGGUCCACGCCCACCACCACCUGAAGAACUUCGCGAGAGGGCUCGGGAAAUAGCUCGGAAGAGGCAGCAGAGCUGAGUGGAUUGGUGACUAUGGAACAUCACAGAUCAUAAAUCCAGCUCACAGUUAUGGUAGAGAAUGUCACUCUGAUUGUUGAAAUGGAACGUGUGUUAGGCCCUGGUCUGUAACAUCUUUUUGCUGUUGUUGUCGUAAUGACAUUCAAGUGGCUGUGGGUGAUCUGCUUUGAGCUGUGAGGAUUGACUAAAUGUAAUUCACUGUAUUUCUUGUUGGGAGCCAGUUCAAAUGGCAGUAUGGCACAUUUGAGUUCUAGGCUCUCCUUUAAAUGGUGCAGAAUAAAAGAAAGCCAUAUUUCGUGCACCA